CUAUACGCACGGGCUUGUGGCCAGUCCCACUCACACUUCCCCCUGUUCCACAGCAGACAGACUGAGUUCCUCUAAUCCUUCUGAUUCUUCUCCCUCAUCUCUCCAAAACCCUUCUCUUAGGGAGGACGAGCUAUAGCUUUGCGGAUAAUAUACCUUUAAGGCAACUUUUGGCAGAUGUGGAAGUAUUAACAUCUGGGCAGUGUUAACAGAAUCCUGGAGGCUGGAACAGACCAGGAGCCACUCGUUGUAGGAAUAUUAAAGUAGAAGAUUUUUUUUUCCGACUUAUGAGAGGAACAGACAGAAAGGAGAAGGAGGAAGAGAAAGAGACCAACAAAAAAACCCUAUAAACAGGUAAGAUCUGCAAUUAACUCCCCACACUACACUCCCCUGUUUCACAGCAUUAGGAGAUAAAGAGACCCAGAAGAUGGAUGAUAGGGCUGCGAGUUGAAGAGGGGAAGAAGCUCUUUUCUGAAAUUGGAUCCUAUUCUGGUUUUGCUUGUGCCGUGACCUGGCUGCAGACACAUGUUCCCACUGCCUUCUCGACCCACAGCAGAGAGUUGGCUGACUCCGAUCCCAUAUUUCUGCUUCCUCCCACUUUUGGAAAUUCAUAGAUGGCUGACUUCUGAAAGUCAUUUUCCUCACUCUGGUACUUCUAGACCCGUAGCCCUAUUCUUGUUUCCCUAACCCCUCCUCGCAAGGAUGGCUGCUCAGCUAACUCGAGGAGGAGCUCUCUUUCUGCUGCUCUUCCUUGUUCCGACAGUGACACCAACAUGGUAUGCAGGUUCAGGCUACUAUCCAGAUGAAAGCUACAAUGAAGUACAUACAGAAGAGGUCCCGCAGGCUCCUCGCCUAGACUACCAAGUCCCUCGGUGGUGUUAUAGAUUCAGUAUCCAAGACGGAGAAGCCACGUGCUACUCACCGAGGGGAGGGAAUUAUCACAGCAGUCUAGGCACACGGUGUGAGCUCACUUGUGACCGGGGCUUUCGAUUGAUUGGACAGAGGUCAGUGCAAUGCCUGCCAAGCCGUCGUUGGUCUGGAACAGCCUACUGCAGACAGAUGAGAUGCCAUGCACUACCAUUUAUCACUAGCGGCACCUACACCUGCACAAAUGGGGUACUUCUUGACUCCCGCUGUGACUACAGCUGUUCCGGAGGCUACCACUUAGAGGGUGACCGCAGCCGAAUCUGCAUGGAAGAUGGGCGAUGGAGUGGAGGCGAGCCUGUAUGUGUAGACAUUGAUCCCCCCAAGAUCCGUUGUCCCCACUCACGUGAGAAGAUGGCAGAGCCAGAGAAACUGACUGCUCGAGUUUACUGGGACCCACCCAUUGUGAAAGAUUCUGCUGAUGGUACCAUCACCAGGGUGACACUUCGUGGCCCGGAGCCUGGUUCUCAAUUUCCUGAAGGAGAGCAUGUGAUUCGUUACACUGCCUAUGACGCAGCCUACAACCGGGCCAGCUGCAAGUUCAUUGUGAAAGUACAAGUGAGACGCUGUCCAGUUCUGAAACCACCACAGCAUGGUUACCUCACCUGCACCUCAGCGGGCAACAACUAUGGUGCCACCUGUGAGUACCAUUGUGAUGGCGGCUAUGAGCGCCAAGGGACUCCCUCCCGGGUCUGCCAGUCCAGUCGCCAGUGGUCAGGAUCACCUCCUUUUUGCACUCCUAUGAAGAUUAAUGUCAAUGUCAACUCAGCUGCUGGUCUCUUGGAUCAAUUCUACGAGAAACAACGACUCCUCAUCAUCUCAGCUCCUGAUCCUUCCAACCGAUAUUAUAAAAUGCAGAUCUCUAUGCUGCAGCAAUCCACCUGUGGACUAGACCUGCGGCACGUGACCAUUAUUGAGCUGGUGGGGCAGCCACCUCAGGAUGUGGGGCGCAUCCGGGAGCACCAGUUGUCAUCCAGCAUCAUCGAGGAACUCAGGCAAUUCCAACGCCUGACUCGGUACUACUUCAACAUGGUACUGAUUGACAAGCAGGGUAUUGACCGGGAACGCUACGUGGAACCUGUGACCCCUGAGGAAAUCUUCACAUUCAUUGAUGACUAUCUGCUGAGCAACCAGGAGAUGAUCCAGCGCCAGGAGCAAAGAGAUAUGUGCGAGUGAACCUGAGCUAGGCAAUGGUUGAAGUCAAAGGAAAAGCUUCCCUAGUGAGCUAAAACUGAGAACUAAUAAAAGCAGGAAAUGUUUUCCCACAGUCCUACAGACCGUACUCUGAAGUGGGCGAGGUCUGCCAAUCUUGGGAUAUUUUUCAGGUACUCUCUUCUGGCUGUUUAAUAGCUUCCCCUACUUCUCCACGGGAGGAGCAGAAGCUAGGUAGGGAGUGAAGACAGGCUCUGUGUAGUGCGUUGGAGGUAGAAGGUCUUUCUUUCAUAACCUGGGGCUUUGCCCAGUUCUCCAAAGUCUUUCAGAUAAGUAAAUCCCAAAUUCAUCCA
This is a messenger RNA of Chinchilla lanigera (long-tailed chinchilla), 2426 nucleotides long. RefSeq names its product sushi-repeat containing protein, X-linked 2 (gene Srpx2). The transcript has 11 exons. The record is from RefSeq and is a predicted model, not a curated record. Lineage: Eukaryota; Metazoa; Chordata; Mammalia; Rodentia; Chinchillidae. Bases 700 to 2097 code for a protein of 465 amino acids.